Molecule: messenger RNA, 5488 nt
Organism: Equus caballus (horse)
Lineage: Eukaryota; Metazoa; Chordata; Mammalia; Perissodactyla; Equidae
Gene: TIRAP
Product: TIR domain containing adaptor protein
Biological process (GO): canonical NF-kappaB signal transduction; toll-like receptor 4 signaling pathway; positive regulation of canonical NF-kappaB signal transduction
Cellular component (GO): cytoplasm; plasma membrane
Molecular function (GO): Toll-like receptor 4 binding; Toll-like receptor 2 binding
Source: RefSeq, a predicted model, not a curated record
CACAGCAUGACUCGAUGAGUGGUGUGCGGGUCCACACCCAGAAUCCAAACCCGCAAACCCAAGCCACCAAAGGGGAGUUAGUGAACUCAACCACUUUAACACUGAGCCAGCCUUUGGAAGACUUUGACAUUUUUUAAAGUCUUCCAAAAUUUACAAAUGUAGUGCCGAAAGCAUAUGUACCUCACUAUAUACUUAGCAAACAUGAUUUAUUUUAAUACAAGUCAUAAGACUGCAGUUAAUUAACCAGAAUGCCAUGAUUGUUUUCUGCCUGCUAGAGUUCUAUCUUAAAUCUGAGUUUCUAGCAAAAUCAGUAAUUUAGAACUUAUUUCACAAAAUCAGCUCCAAGAUUUGCUGGGCACUUUUCCAUUAUUCCACCACUUAUAAACAUAAGUAACAGUAUAUAGAGACUAGUGGCUCCUUGUAUCAAAAUUACCUGGAGAGCUCUUUAAAAAUACAGAUUCUUGGGCCCCACUUCUGAACUAUUGAAUAAGAAUUUCCUGAGGUAUCUAUAUUUUUAAAAGCUCUCUAGGUGAUAACGAUCUGCAGUUUGGUCUGAGAACCACUGACGUAGCUGACAAGACUGAUCUUUAGGUACGUCAGAAUGCUGGGGUACUGGUUUAACAAGUAGGUUCCCAAGCUUUACGCCCAGAGAUCUGAUUCAGUCACUUCGGGAUGCAGCGCAGGAACAGGCCAUCAUUGCCGUUGACCCCUGUCUUUGUUUUCUGUGUUGUGUAACAAAUUACCACAAGUUUAGCAGCUUAAACCAACACCUAUUUAUUGUCUCAUAGUUUCUGCAGGUCAAGGGCCCAGGCAAGACUGGCUCAGUCUUCUGCUGGGAUCUCACGGGGCUGUAGACCAAGUGUUAGCUGGGGCUGCAGUGCUAUCAGAGACUCAACUGGGGAGGGAUCUACUACCAAGCUCCCUCAGGUUGUUGUUUGUUGUCAAAUUCAUCUCCUUGGGUGUAGGGCUGAGGUCUGUUUUCUUGCUGGCUGUCAGCUGGAGACUGCUCUCAGCUUUCAGAGCUGCCUGCAGUUCCUGGACCCCUGGCCCUCUUGUGCCAUGGCCAAUUCUUCAGAGUCAGCAAGGGAGCCUCUCUCUAGUCUGCUAAGAUGGACUUAUAGACACACAUACAAGUGUGCACACACAUACAUAUGCACACGAUAUUCAUAUAUGCUCUAUUUAUAUAUACACGUCUUAUAGUAAAUAUACCUAGUAUAUGUGUGAUAUAUAUACAUACAUAUACACGCACACCAUAUAUAGUAACCUAAUCAUGUGAGUGACAUCCCAUAACCUUUGCCACAGUCUGUUGGUUAGAAGUCAUGAGUCCUGCCCACACUCACAGGUGUGAAUGUGGGGGCCACCCUAGGGUCUCUCCACAGUACGCAAACCACUCUACUGUACUGUGCCUAUCGAGCCAUUAACAAUUAAAUUUGGCACUUUAAGUGACAUUGUCGUGCAAGUCCUAAUGAAUCCUGCCCUGACAAGUUUUCAGCAAGUGUUUGAGAAGAAAACUUAGCCUUUGAAACUGAUGUUCUUAAAGUCAAAAUCAAGUGAAGUGUAGAUGAUAAUUUAUUUGUCAAAGAAGUGAAAAACUCUUUCAAAUAAUUUAAACUUUUAAACAGACCAGUUCUUAGCACUCAAAUGCUUUCUCCAUUCAUUGACCUGAGAUACAAUCAGAGAAAGUAUAUUAGUUUCCUAUUGCUUCUGUAACAAAUUACCACCAACCUAGUGGCUUAAUACAACACAUUUAUUCUCUUACAGUUGUGGCUGUCAGAAGUCUAAAAUGGACCAGCAGGGAGGAAUCUACGUACUUGCCUUUUCUAGCUUCUAGAGGCACCUGCAUUCCUUGCUGGUGGCCCCACAUUACACCAAUCUCUGCUUCUGUCGUCGGCAUCUCCUUCUCUCACUCUGACCCUCCUGCCUUCCUCUUAUAACACCUGUGGGAUUACAUUUGGCCCACCUGGAUAAUCCAGGAUAAUCUUCCCAUCUCAAGAUCCUUAAUCACAUCUGCACAGUCGUUUUUGCCCUGUAAAGCAGCAUAUUCACUGGUUCUGAGGAUUAGGAUGUGGACAUCUUUGGGGGACCAUUAUCCUCUCUACCACAGAUAGUAAUUCCAGCCUAACAGAAAUGUAAUAUGCAUUAUAUAAGAUGCAUGUUCUAAUCAUGUGCCUUUGUAGGCUUCAGUAGACUUUCUGUAUAAUAGAUAUUGGAGACCAGUUAGAUAGUGGAUAAUAUUAAAUACACUUGGGAUUUUAUACAGUGAAACUUCAUAAUAUUUCCCUCAUAGAAUAAGUUCCUACAUAUAAUAUUGGAAAAGGCUUCUAAAAAACAUUAAAGGUCUCAUGCUGCUGCUCUUUUUGAAGAAGCUCUUUACUAAUUUUUUAUCAAGUCUUUGUAAUUAGCUACAAAGUAGGUAUUUAGGUAUAUAUCAUUCCACUUUAUGAAUUUUUUAAAAGCGCAAGGAAAAGUGACCACAUGUAAGACCACUCAGCAAAUCAGAGGACAGACAGAGCCGGUGAUUAGAGCUUCCAGAAAGCAAGUGGCAUUAUGUCUACUACUGGGGGAAAAGGACAUCUUGAAUGGUUGAAAUGAAGAUAUCGAGAGACAGUGACUCCUGACCCGGAAAAGGAUUUUGAAACCUAACAGCGGUUAAUCAGGCACUGCCUUAACCUCAGCCCACCACUCAGGCUGUCUGAAAUCUGAAGAAUAUUAGAUCCGUCAGAGUGAAAAGCAGUCCUCUGCCAGUUCCUCCACAGCGCUCGAGCCAAGUUCCCCACCAGCCCUGCAUCUGCAGGAGUGUCACCAGAUCACUGCAGCUCCAACUUGGAUCAGGGCGGGCUCAGCUCCACAUAGCGUCCUUCCAGAAACCUGGGCUGAGAGAGCCUCCACCCUAAGGGACACCCCAGUCAUCGUGGUGGAAAGAGAGCAUGCCAAGUUGCCCAUCUAAGCAUUUAUACAGGGAGUCUCUAUAAAGAGCUGCCUGCCAGCUGCCCUUCCCCAGAUCCUGAAUGCACUCCUGGCCAGGUGGAGCAGAGAACAGUCACUCUACUGGUCAUGCUGAGCUCAUACUCUGAUGGCUGUUCCAUGAGGUCAAGGCUGGGUCCCUUCCCUUCUCCUGCUUUACCAAUGCCUGGUCUCAUGGGGUUAGUUUUGAGCCCAACACCAUGGCAUCGUCAUCCUCCUUCCCAGCUCCUCGAUCCCGGUCCAGGAAGCCUCUGGGCAAGAUGGCUGACUGGUUCAGACAGGCCCUGUCGAAGAAGCCCAAGGUACCUGUCUCUCCAGAAAGCACCCCUAGUGAUGUGUCACAGCCGAGCUCACAGGACAGCAACCCACCUCAGUGCCUCAGCUCAGUCGUGUCUCCCACUCCACCACCAACAAACACGGGCACCAGCAGUAGCAGCAGCAGCAGCGGCCGCUGGAGCAAGGACUAUGACGUCUGCGUGUGCCACAGUGAGCAGGACCUGGUGGCCGCCCAGGAGCUGGUCUCCUACCUGGAGGACAGCCCUGCCGGCCUGCGCUGCUUCCUGCAGCUUCGGGAUGCAACCCCAGGCGGUGCCAUUGUGUCUGAGCUGUGCCAGGCACUGAGCAAUAGUCACUGCUGUGUGCUGCUUAUCACCCCAGGCUUCCUCCAGGACCCGUGGUGCAAGUACCAGAUGCUGCAGGCCCUGACCCAGUCCCCCGGGGCAGAGGGCUGCACCAUCCCCCUGCUGUCAGGCCUCACCAGAGCCGCCUACCCCGCUGAGCUCCGAUUCAUGUACUUCGUGGACGGCCAGGGCCCUGACCACGGCUUUCGCCAAGUCAAGCAAGCUGUCAUGCGUUAUCUGCAGACCCUCAGCUGACACUUGUUAUAUCACCAGGGGCCCCAGAAAGUUGGAGCAAAGUUGGAAAUCAAGUUAGAAAGCCCAGGGCCCGGCAGGGCCUUGGGUUCCAGCAGAUGUGAUAAGGUGUAAGGAGCCAGUUAGCAGCACUUUGUAUGUGAUCCUGGGAUCAGAUUGUGCCUCAGGCUUGCAUUACUGUGGGCUCCCCAGGAAGGCCACGGGGAUGCUGGGGACUCCCCCAGGAAGGCCAUGGGGAUGCUGGGGACUCCCCCAAGAAAGCUGUGGGGAAGCUGGGGACUCCCCAGGAAGGCAGUAAGGAAGCUGGGGACUCCCCAGGAAGGUCAUGGGGAAGCCAGAAAUUGGAGGUGGGAGGAGGAGGAGGUGCUGAUACCAAGAUGAUUACCAACGUUUUGCCUCCUGCCUAACUGGACAUGAAGCCUGGCGUAUACCUGUGUCUUCCUCCCCUGGAGUCGGGCGCUGGUGUAGAGAAGCAUUUCUCCUCAAGAGGCGACUCACCUGAUUAAUGAGCUGGAAGCCUGGACUGUGUGCCUCAGCGUGUAUGGUUUUCCCAGUCGAGCAUCGAGUCCUUCACACUCACUUUACUGCCUUUCUCUUUCCCAGGGACAUCAUUCAUUUCAGUAAGCUACAUGAAGAUGCAUUCAGCACUGUACUCCAUUUAUUUUUAUUGCAUGGGUGUCAUUGAAGACUCAAACCUAGAAACCGUUCUGAAUAGAAGGAGAGGGCAGGGACCAGGUAGGGUGAAGAGGAGGAAAGCUCAGACCUUCACCUGGCAUCAAAAGCCCACCCACUGAUGCUUUGACUUAGGGGGGCCUCAUCAGGGGUCUGGCUGGAGCUCACGCUUUUACCUCUGCACUGAGAGGGACUGGCGUUUUUCUUCUGGCAGCUGACUAUGCACCUUGUAGGACAGGCAAGGUUUCAUUCAUCAGUUCUCAAUAAAAUUUUUCUUUGCCACAGCCACCUCCCCCUACUCAAUAAAAAUUUGUUGAACCAAAAUGAAUUUUAUUCCCCCAAUGUGUACUUUUAUGCCUCUUCUCUCACUUUCCCCACCAUGUCCCCUCCUUUUACUGAAAAAAUUUAUAUAUAUAUUUUAAAUUCAGAUAUAAUUGACAUAUAACAUAUUAGUUUCAGGGGUACAACAUCAUUUGAUAUUUGUAUAUAUUGUGAAAAAAUUGAUAUCUUUAAUUAUGAAUUAUUUUAUUACAUGCAAAAGGACUAAGGAAUAAUGUAAUGUACACUCAUGUACCUACUACCCAGCUUAAGAAGCAAAACCUUACAAUCCCUAUGGUGCUCCCUUUGUGCCCUUAAUUACAUUCUCCUCCCUUCUCCCACCAGAAGUAACCACUGUUCUGAAUUGUGAACUUAUCAUUCUUAGCUUUUCUCCAGAGAUUUAUUAUAUGUGUGCAUCCCUGGCGACAUAUUUACUUUUACAUGAUUUUAUACUUUACAGAAAUGGUAUUAUGUUUGUAUUCUACACAUUCCUUUUUGUUGUUUACCACAUUUGUAAGCUUUAUCCGUGUUGAUGCAUGUAACUCUGUAAAUUCAUUUCCACUCCAUUAUGUAAAUAUACAACUAUUCAGUCACACAGUCUUUUACAGAUGGACAUCUGGUUGUUUCUAGUCUUUUGCUAUUAAAAACACUGAGCCUAUGAA